AUGACUCGCGCUUCGCGGAAAGUGCAGCACUCAUUGACGACUCGACAUUGGAGCGACUUGGUCGCGAGAGACCGGCGUUCUUUACCGGUGCAUUUCCGGAAAUCGGAUUUUGCUUUUCGAUUGUCAUGUCGCAGAUUCUUGCAGUACGUUGUACUGAUUAUUUCGUUUUGGAACCUACUAAUUGGUGUACAGGAGUACUACAUCUCCGGCUCGAAUGUCCUCCUUCCCGCGCUGAUUGAGGAACUCGACUUCCCACCAGCCUCAGCAAUAUGGCCGUCCACAUCACUCUCGCUAGCCGUCACCUCGACGCUUCUUAUCUUCGGCCGGCUGACUGACAUGUUUGGUGGUUACGCCGUGUACAUCGGCGGCGCCGCAUGGCUAACAAUAUCAUCGAUCCUCUGCGGCAUCUCACAAUCAUGGCUCAUGCUCGUCGUAUUCCGCGCCCUCCAAGGUCUAGGCCUCGCGGCAUUUCUGCCGUCCGGCGUGAUGGUCCUAGGUAAAACUUAUCGCCCAGGUCCGCGAAAGAACUUCGUCUUUAGUCUCUACGGCGCAUGCGCAGCGCUCGGCUUCUUCGUUGGGAUUUUUUUCUCCGGGCUAUGCAGCCAGUACCUGACUUGGAGGUGGUACUUCUUCAUCGGCGCGAUUCUCUCCGCCAUUACAACGCUAUCGUCGAUUUUCUUUGUCCCGCGCGACUAUAAGGAGACGAGAAAGCAAGGUGCGCAGAUGGAUUGGGCUGGAUGUACCUUGUCCGUAUCCGGUACUGUGCUUUUCGUCUUCGCCAUCGCCUACAGCUCGUACGCGCCCGAAGGAUGGAGAACUCCAUAUAUACCUGUCUGCUUCAUCCUUGGUGCUCUUCUUAUAAUCGCCAUGGUUUAUGUGGAAGGCUGGGUUGCCAAGAACCCCCUCCUUCCCGGUGACAUUUUCGCCGUGAAAUACAUGAAGCCCCUGGCAAUUGCGCUCCUCUUCCUUUAUGGCAGCCUUGGGGUUUUCUUUCUCUACGCCGUGCUAUACAUGUCCGAAUUCAUGGGCGCAACCCCCUUCCAAAUGGUCGCCUGGAGCGUCCCCAUGGCGCUAGGCGGCCUAAUCAUCUGCUGCAUCGGCGGGUUGAUCUUCCACCGCGUCUCCGGCACAAUCCUUCUAAUAAUCUCAUCGCUGGGCUACAUCGGCUCCGGCCUCUUCUUCGCCGUCGCCCCGCAAGGGGCCAACUACUGGGCGUUCGUCUUCCCCGCAAUGAUUUGUGGCACGAUCGGCAUCGACAUUAGUUUCAACCUCGCGAACAUAUUCAUUACAACGAACAUGCCCAAAUCGAAACAGGGCCUCGCGGGCGCGUUGAUUAAUUGCACGCUGCAUUUGGGAAUCGCGGUUAUGCUGGGCUUUGCGGAUAUCGUGCAUAUUGAGACGAUGGAGUAUGCCGGGAUGAGGGGAAGUUAUAAGGCGGUGUUUUGGUUUGAGGUUGGCCUUGCGGUCGUCGGAUUGCUUGUUGUUGCUGGCUUUGUGAGGGUUAAGGAGGCGAGGAGUGAGCUCACCGUUGAUGAGAGGGAGGCAUUGGCUCGGGAGGCGGUUUUGAGGCAACACUCGGCGCAGGCUUAG
Molecule: messenger RNA, 1590 nt
Organism: Aspergillus calidoustus
Lineage: Eukaryota; Fungi; Ascomycota; Eurotiomycetes; Eurotiales; Aspergillaceae
Source: the annotation of a GenBank genome assembly